AUGGCUAGCGAUGAUUUCUCUGAUUUAUCCUCUCUCUCUUCCCUCUCCCCGCCACCUCCAAGCGACUCGGAGUCUGAGCCAGAGGUUAAGAAGAAGGGCAUCCUCAAGUUCUUUACCAAAGUCUCUAAAGACAAGAUGGCAGCUGAAAAAGAGCCAUCACCACCUCCUCCUCGAAAGAGAGAGCCCUCUCCUCCUCAUGAACCCCAAUUUGCAGAUAAUCAGGACAUUGCUUUCAUUGUGAUGUUUAGAAACCGAUUCGACGACGCCUUCGCUCGAUCCCUCCCAUCUUUUGGCCCCCAAGAGCUCGAGUACGAUCUCACGGAGGCUGUACCCGGUAGUCGCGCCGAAGCUUUCCUUUGCGCCGUUCUCGGCCUUCUCCUCAACCGCAAGCAGGAUGUCAAGGCGGGUCAUUAUAACCGAGCUUUGGAGGACGCAAUUAGCUCUCAUAAGAGCCAAUGGCCUCGUCAAUGGGAUGGCAAGAGUCCUCUUUCGGGCGGCGGCACUUUUGCCUCGAUGACUGCGACCGAACGCCUUACCCUACUACGCACCCUAAUCCUUUGGGCUAUGGGAUCAUCUGAGGCCAUCCGAGCGAUUCUUGCGAAGUCCUACAAGCAGAACCGACACGAGGAUGAUUUGAACCAACCCCUUUCCGUGCAGCCCUGGGGUUCGGAUAGUGAUAAGAGGCGUUACUACCUAAUCGAGGGUCGCGACUACACAUCGUUCCGCGUGUAUCGCGAGAGCAAUCCCGCUGGGUUCAAGCGCACUUGGUGGAGCGUCGCCGACAGCAUUGAGUCGAUCACCGCUCUUGCUGAUAAGUUGGAGAAUGAAGAUGGUGGCCCCAAGGCGAAGCGCCUUAGCCAGGGUAUCCAGCAGGCAAUACCCCGGCUUCUGGAGAGCGAGGAGAAACGGCGCCGCCGCGAGUACCGACAGCGAACGAAGGAGCGAUUCCGACGACCGGAACCCGGAUUCUCCCUUUACGAGGGUCGUACCCGUGGCAAGCGCGUCAAGUAUACGUACUCGGACGACGAAGAUGAGGUGUUCAGCGAUUACAACGUCCGGCGAUCUAGUCGGAAUACCAGAAACAGUACUCCCGCCGAGAACGGAUCUGCUACGACGCAGAGUGGCCGUCAAGUGCGGCCUCCUACUCGUUUGCAUCCCGAGACCGGCAGUGCUGGAGGAAGUGUGCUUGGAGAUACGUCCGACACGAACUCGAGGCAGGAAGACCUUGGACGAGUGAGCGGCCGUCCUCGACGCGCUGCCGCUGCCAAUGGCUGGGCGGAUCAAGCAUCUCGGCGCAACGGUGAUGCGGAAGAGGAAGCUGAGACUAGCUCUCCCGAUCUUGGAGAUGACGAAAGUGACGAGGAACAUAUUCCUGAAGAGUCGAACGACGAGGAUGAGUUCAAUGAGGAUGAAGAGCUCCUUGACGAAGACCUUGAUGUUGAAGAUGCCAAGAGCCUCGUUGUCAAGGUUUCGGUCAACGGUUCCAAGCUCAAGGGUGUGACUGCCAAAGGAUUGCCCACCCCUUCUGCCGAGCCAACUGCAACCACGUCAACCCAAGGAGGACCUGAGGUUGUCAUGAACGAUGCACCUGCUGCCUCAACCAGCGAAGCGCCGGAGAAGCAAGCGCGUCCCACUGUCCCUGAGUUAGCUGUUAAAGGAGACUCUGAGACCGCUACCCCCCUCCCUCCGGUACUAGCGCCUACUCCUCUGGCUCUUAGAGGAAGCCCGGAGAAGCCACAGAAUGCCCCCCGCCCCAUCGAUAUCGGAGCCCAGUUGUGA
Scedosporium apiospermum is the source of this 1779-nucleotide messenger RNA. RefSeq lists its product as uncharacterized. The transcript is spliced from 5 exons. NCBI's taxonomy places the organism in Eukaryota, Fungi, Ascomycota, Sordariomycetes, Microascales, Microascaceae. The record is from RefSeq and is a predicted model, not a curated record. Bases 1 to 1779 code for a protein of 592 amino acids.